Molecule: messenger RNA, 1813 nt
Organism: Neltuma alba
Lineage: Eukaryota; Viridiplantae; Streptophyta; Magnoliopsida; Fabales; Fabaceae
Product: probable LRR receptor-like serine/threonine-protein kinase At1g67720
Exons: 9
Coding region: 100-1665 (521 amino acids)
Molecular function (GO): protein binding
Source: RefSeq, a predicted model, not a curated record
UUGUCUCGACUCGCCCCACCAGGAACCCAUCGGAACAUAUCUGUGUUCUAUAACAAAAUCCAAUACUUAUUUACUACCUACUCGGUUUCACUCAGUUUCAUGCUCAACCUAAACCAUUUCAUCAUGCGUUUUCUCUUCCUUCUUCUCGUUCUGCCCUUCUUUGUCAGCCUCGCUUCCUCACGGACACUCCUUGAAGGUCUCGUGAUUGAUUGUGGUGCGACAUCGCCGUCCAACAUCGGCGGUUUUUUAUGGCUGCCGGACGGGGAGUUUAUAUCAACCGGAACGCCCAAGAACGUGACCACCUCUCUUCGGGAUCCCAUUUUGUCCUCCGUUCGAUCCUUCCCUCUUCGAGUCAAGAAACAUUGCUACAAUUUUCUCGUGUUUCCCGGAAAACGAUACAUGGUGCGGACGACGUAUUUCUAUGGAGGGGUAAACGGCCCGAAGCAUCCUUCCCCACCGGUGUUUGAUCAGAUCGUGGAUGGGACUUUAUGGAGCGUGGUUAACACCACGAAGGACUAUGCAAAUGGGAAUUUCACCUUCUACGAAGGGGUUUUCUCAGCUCAGGGUAAAACUAUGAUUGUAUGCAUCGGGUCAAAUACUCACACGGAUUCCGACCCCUUUAUAUCGGCUUUAGAGCUUGUGAUUUUGAGUGAUUCACUUUACAAUGCCACCGAUUUUAACAACUUUGGGCUCAAUUUGGUUGCAAGGCACAGUUUUGGCUACUCUGGACCUACCAUUCGAUACCCUGAUGAUAAAUUUGACCGAUUUUGGGAGCCUUUUGGGGAGAGUAAUUUCGCUCAAGUUGGCAGCAGCAACAUUUCUGUUUCUGGUUUUUGGAAUCUUCCACCUUCGAGAAUGUUUGAGACUCAGUUGGGAUCUGAUCAGUUGGAAUCCUUGGAGUUGAAAUGGCCUCCAAAAUCACUUCAGAAUUCAAAAUUCUACAUUGCUCUUUACUUCGCAAAUAACAAGGGAUCAUCAUUUGCGGGUUCAAGGAUUUUUAGCAUAAGUGUAAAUGGGAUAAUUUAUUACCAUGAUUUGAAUGUGACCUCAGAUGGUGUUGUUGUCUUUGCCAGACAGUGGCCUCUUUUUGGUCCUACGACAAUAACAGUGACCCCUACUGCUAGUUCUUCCUUGGGUCCUAUGAUCAAUGGUGGUGAAAUUUUUGAUGUGGUGCCAUUAGGCGGAAGAACUUUGACACGAGAUGUUAUUGCUUUGAACCAGCUGAAAGGUAGUUUCCAGAACCCUCCACUUGAUUGGAUUGGUGAUCCUUGUAUGCCUCACCAGUACUCAUGGACUGGCAUCACUUGCUCUGAAGGCCAUCGGAUUCGUGUAGUGACUUUAAAUUUGACAGGUUUGGGUCUUUCAGGAUCUUUGUCGCCUAACAUUGUCAAUAUGACCGCCUUGACUAACAUCUGGCUUGGGAAUAACAAAUUGUCAGGACAUAUUCCUGAUCUGAGUUCGCUGAAGUUCUUAGAAACAUUGCACUUGGAAGACAAUCAAUUCAGUGGAGAGAUUCCCUUGUCCCUAGGGAACAUCAGCAGCUUGCAUGAAGUGUUUUUACAAAACAACAAUUUGACUGGUCAAGUUCCAAGAAACCUCAUGGGAAAACCUGGACUCGACCUCCGGACUUCUGGAAAUAGAUUCUCGUCACCUUCAGCACCCUGAGCAACCUUUUUACGAGAAAAUUUUGAUUCUAGUGUUCAUUUGUAUACAAAUCCUUUCUCCCCCUGAUAAUCCGUUAUAAUUCUAUAGUUUUCUGAGUUCUCUCUUUUUUCGACGUUCAAGUGAGUAGUGAAAGUCUCAGGCGAACAAG